AUGAGCAAUUUCAUACCUGAGACCAAGACCUUUGGUAAAUUUGAUCCUCUGUUUACUAAUAAGUAUGAUAAAGUAGGCCCAGAAUUCGGACAAUUACAAUAAUGUAUGAGUUUGAUCGAUAUUUAAAGAGAAAAGUGAUUUCUUGGCUGCUAAUGUUGGAAAGUUUGAAGUACAACCAGAGAUCCCUUAAAAUAUUGAAGGAUUGGUAUUGAGGACUGCUAGAACAUGUAAGAUUGUUGAUUGAUAAGUAAAGAAAGAACUCCAGCAACAAUGGCUUGGUUUAGAAGAACAACCUCAUUCGAAAGAAAUGGAAUAUUCAAUAUUCAUACUCCAGUAAUGAAUACAAGAAUCUUGCCUUGGGUUUUCUUCAUUUUCAUUGCUUAUGGCUGGUAAGGAUACUAGAUUUCUUCAUGGAACAGUGUAGUAAAGAAGGAUUCUAAUGAACCGUAAAAAAUAUAAGGUAUAUUAUAGUCGUAACACUCCUUAUGAUAAAUUAUCCUUAAGAGAAUUACCACCUGCUAAGAAUUGGGCUAGACCAGGUUGAGUAGGCUACGUGAAUAAUUAUAAUAUAUUAAAUCAAAACAAAAUAUUAAAAUAAAC
Messenger RNA from Paramecium octaurelia, 600 nucleotides. NCBI's taxonomy places the organism in Eukaryota, Ciliophora, Oligohymenophorea, Peniculida, Parameciidae. The record is from the annotation of a GenBank genome assembly.